AUGGCACCUCACUGGCUUGAGAAAGCCAAAUCCAAGGUUAUCAGGCCACGGCAGGCAGCUUCUCGAGACUCUACCCUGGCUCCCUCGUCACCAUCACCUUCACCUUCCCCGCCUCAGCUUCAAUGCGAACCAGUGACUCGAUUGACGUCUCAGCCGACGACCUCUCCACCCACUCCGACAGAUUCUGAAGCGUUGCCGCUGCCAAGCUUACAAGAGCGACUUUGGAAUCAGGCCUACGACGAGCUCAAAGCCGGCGGGCCUAAACUGGUCGAAGCUUACGAGAGGAUCUUAUCAGCUGAACUCCGCCGAAACGACUCGAGCUCUGUUGACACCGAACUGACGGAAAAGGAAAUAAGCAGCCGAGACACACGAUGCCACCAAAUGCAGCAGCUGGUUCAUGCUGGGCUGGAUCGGACGCAGAAGCAAGUGUCCAUCAAGCGAGGCAUCGACGAAGGCUUGCAAGCGGUGCAGGCGAUAAGGGCAAUGGUAGACAAGGCGGUUCAAGCUGCCCCAGAAGCCGCCGUGGCCUGGGUAGGCGUCUGCCUUGGACUAGAGAUCCUUUCAAACCCCGUUACUGAGUCACGCGACAAUCGCAAAGGCAUCGCCUACGUCCUGUCGAGAAUGGAGUGGUACUGGAACUUGGUGUCCCUACUUCUCGACGAGAACAAGGCCCGGUCAUCCGCCACAGGACUACAAGUUCAACUGAGGAAACACAUCGUGCAGCUCUACGAGAAACUGCUCUCGUAUCAAAUGAAAAGCGUCUGUCUUUACCGCCGCAAUUGGGCAGCAGUCAUCGGAAGGGAUAUGCUCAAACUUGACGACUGGGCUGGCCAGCUCAGGGAGAUUCAGGAAGCCGAGGCUGCUGUGCAAAGAGAUAUGGAACAAUACAAUACGGAAGAGAGCAAGGAACGAUUCCGGAAACUCACCGACAUCGCCAGCACUAUGGAAAUGAAUCUUCAAGACAUCCAUUCGGCCAUCCAGGACCAAACUCAGCAGCAGGAGAGGAGACACCAGGAUGACAGGGACAAGCAAUGUCUGAAAGACCUGCGUGAGACUGACCCUCGCGAUGACAAGACGCGCAUCCAAGAUACAAAGGGCGGCCUGCUCCGGGACUCGUACCGCUGGAUUCUCGACAACAACGACUUCCAGCGAUGGCGUGACGACCCGCAGAGCCAGCUGCUCUGGAUCAAUGGCGAUCCUGGCAAGGGCAAGACGAUGCUUCUGUGCGGUAUCAUCGACGAGCUCCAGAAGGAACCCAGCUUUCGCCUAUCCUAUUUCUUUUGUCAGGCCACAGAGGCUCAACUGAACAAUGCAACGUCUGUGCUGCGCGGCCUUAUCUACUUACUCGCCGUCCAGCAACCGUCACUUAUAUCACAUGUUCGGGCUAAGUAUGACGUCGCAGGUGAAAGGAUGUUCCAAGGUAUAAAUGUCUGGGUAUCUUUGGCUGGGAUCCUUACGGAUAUACUAGGUGAUCCGACCUUGAAAGAUGCAAUCUUAGUCGUUGACGCUCUUGACGAGUGCAGUAGCGGUCGAUCCCAGCUUCUGGAUUUCAUAAUUCAAUCAUCCUCGAUUUCUUCAUCCCGCGUCAAGUGGAUUAUAUCCAGUCGCAACUGGCCUGAUAUCGAAGAAAAACUGGAUAAUGCGAGGCAUAAGGCCAGGAUGCACCUUGAGUUAAACCAGUACUCGGUCUCCAAUGCUGUUGAUAUUUACAUCGGGUUUAAGGUGGACCAGUUGGCGCAGAACAAGAGGUAUGAUCAGGAAACAAAGGAUGCUGUUCAACGUUACUUGACUCGCAAUGCCGACGGUACAUUCCUGUGGGUCGCCUUGGUUUGUCAAGAGCUCGCAGAACCUAAGAUCCGAAAACGGCAUACACUCUCUAGGUUGAAGUCAUUCCCUCCAGGACUUGAUGCUCUCUAUAGCCGAAUGAUGGAGCACAUCGACGAGUCGGAAGAUGCGGACCGUUGCAAGGAAGCCUUGGCUAUCGUUUUGGUUGUAUAUCGGCCUAUCACCCUAGAGGAACUGAAGGUUCUGAUUGAGUCGCCCGAGGACCUCGACAAGGGCGAGUUGGAGGAGAUCAUUAAGGACUGUGGCUCUUUUCUGACACUUAGGGAAGAUAUUAUCUACCUUGUGCAUCAAUCAGCCAGAGAUUUUCUGCUUCAUAGGGCAUCCGAUAAGAUCCUACCAGAUGGCAUGAUGCCGCUGCAUCAUGCUAUCUUCUGUAGGUCGCUUAAGGCUCUGUCCAAUACGCUACGACGUAACAUUUACAGUCUAGACAAUCCAGGAUUCCCUAUUGAUCAAACCUCAACAUCAGGCCCUGACCCAUUAUCCUCGAUCCGAUAUCCUUGUAUCUACUGGGUUGACCAUCUCAGCAACUCCGGUCCCGCAGAGGAAACAAGAGAAAAGGACUUACAGGAAGGUGGCGUUGUGGAUAACUUCCUACGAGAGAAGUAUCUGUGCUGGCUAGAAUGUCUGAGCCUGUUACGCAGUAUGUCAGAGGGGGUCGUGGCAGUGGAUAAGCUCCAGAAUAUAGCAAGAAGGACGGAAUCACGACGACUAACAGAACUGCUUCAAGAUGCGUACCGCUUCGUUCUUUCUCACAAGCCAGCUAUAGAGAUUGCUCCGUUGCAGGUCUAUACAUCAGCCCUUGUAUUUAGUCCUGCUCGCAGCCUAGUCAGAGAGCUUUUCAAGAACGAAGAGCCGGACUGGAUUACAGUAAAGCCGAGCAUGGGGUCGGACUGGAAUACUUGCCUGCAGACGCUUGAGGGUCAUAGCGAUCCAGUAUACUCAGUCGCGUUCUCGGCGGAUAGCCAGCGGCUUGCAUCAGGCUCAGAUGAUAAAACAAUCAAGAUCUGGGAUGCAGCAACAGGCGCAUGCUUGCAGACACUUGAGGGCCAUAGUAAUUCAGUAAGCUCGGUUGUGUUCUCGGCGGAUGGCAAGCGCCUCGCAUCGGGUUCAUACGAUAACACAAUCAAGAUCUGGGAUACAGCAACGGGUGCAUGCCUGCAAACGCUUGAGGGAUAUAGCUAUUCAGUGAUAUCGAUCGUAUUCUCAGUGGAUGGCCAGCGGCUUGCAUCAGGUUCACAUGAAGAAACAAUCGACAUCUUGGACAUAGCAACAGGCGCAUGCCUGCAGACGCUUAAGGGCCAUAGUGAUUCAGUAUACUCAGUCGCGUUCUCGGCAGAUGGUCAGUGGCUCGCAUCGGGUUCAUAUGAUGAGACAAUCAAGAUCUGGGAUGCAGCAACAGGUGCAUACCUACAGACGCUUAAGGGCCAUAGCGGGGGGGUAUAUUCAGUUGUGUUCUCAGCAGAUAGCCAGUGGCUCGCAUCAGCUUCAUAUGAUGAGACAAUCAAGAUCUGGGAUACAGCAACAGGCGAAUGCCUGCAGACGCUUGAGGGUCAUAGCGAUCCAGUACACUCAGUCGCGUUCUCGGCGGAUAGCCAGCGGCUUGCAUCAGGCUCAGAUGAUAAAACAAUCAAGAUCUGGGAUGCAGAAACAAAUGCAUGUCUGCGGACGCUUGAGGGCCAUAGUGAAGAAGUCAGCUCGGUUGUGUUCUCAGCGGAUGGCAAGCGCCUCGCAUCGGGUUCACAUGAUAAAACGAUCAAGAUCUGGGAUAUAGUACCAGGUAUAUACCUUCAGACACACGAGGGCCAUAGUGGCCCAGUAAAGUUCAUUGUAUUCUCAGCGGAUGGCCAGAGGCUCGGAUCAGCCUCGGAUGAUAUGAAAAUCAAGAUAUGGGAUGCAGCAACAAAUACAUGCCUACAGACGCUUGAGGGCCAUAGUGGAGAGGUAACCUCGGUUGUAUUCUCAGCGGAUAGCCGGCGGGUCGUAUCUGGAUCACUUGAUGGGACAAUCAAGAUCUGGGAUGCAGAAACAGGCUCAUGCCUACAGACGCUUGAGGGCCACCGCGAGGGGGUGAAGUGGGUUAUAUUCUCAGCGGAUAGCGAGAAGCUUGCAUCAGUUUCAGAUGACGAGACAAUCAAGAUCUGGGAUGCAGUAAUAGGUGAAUGCCUACAGACGCUUGAGGGCCAUAGAGAUUGGGUAAGGUCGGUCACAUUCUCAGCAGAUGGCCAGCGGCUGGCAUCAGUUCUAGACGAUGACACAAUCAAGAUCUGGGAUUCAUCAACAGGCGCAUGCCUACGCAAGCCUAACGGCCAUAGCAAGGCAGUAAGCUCGGUCGUAUUCUCAGCAGAUGGCAAGCGGCUCGCAUCGGGUUCAUAUGAUGAGACAAUCAAGAUCUGGGAUGCGGCAACAGGUGCAUAUCUGCAGACGCUCGAGGGUCAUUUUGAUUCAGUAUACUCAGUCGCGUUCUCAGCGGAUAGCCAGCGGCUCGCAUCGGGUUCACUUGAUAAAACAAUCAAUAUCUGGGAUGCAGCAACAGGCGCAUGCUUACGGACGCUUGAGGGCCAUGAUGACGGCGUAUACUUAGUUAUAUUCUCAGCGGAUGGCCAGUGGGUCGCAUCAAGUUCAUGUGAUGAGACAAUCAAGAUAUGGGAUAUAGCAACAGGCACAUGCCUGCAGACGCUUGAGGGUUAUUGUGGUUGGGUAUACUCAGUCGUGUUCUUAUCGGAUGGUCAGAGGCUCGCAUCAACUUCGGGCGAUAAUACAAUCAAGAUCUGGGAUACAGCAACGGGUGCAUGCCUACAGAUGCUUGAGGGCUAUAGUGAUGGGAUAAGCUCGGUCGUAUUCUCAGCAGAUGGCAAGAGGCUUGCAUCGGGUUCGGGUGAUAACGCAAUCGAGAUCUGGGAUACAGCAACAGGCGCAUGCCUGCAGACGCUUAAGGGCCAUGGAGACAGGACAUACCUGGUAGUAUUCUCAGCGGAUGGCCAGUGGCUCGCAUCAGCUUCAGGUGAUAAGACAAUCAAGAUCUGGGAUACAGCAACAGGUGUAUGCCUGCAGACACUUGAGGGCUACAACGAGAUAGUGAGCUCAGUCAUGUUCUCAGCGGAUGGCCAGCGGCUCGUAUCGGGUUCAUAUGACAAAAUAAUUAAGAUCUGGGAUGCGGCAAGAGGCACAUGCCUACAGACACUUGAAGGUCAUGGCGACAGGGUACAUUCAGUCGUGUUCUCAAUGGAUGGUCAGAGGCUAGCAUUUGUUUCGGGUGGAAAGAAAAUCAAGAUUUGGGAUACAGCAACAGGCGCAUGCCUGCAGACGCUUGAGGGCCAUAGCAGCUGGGUAUGCUCAGUUGUGUUCUCAGUGGAUGGCCAGCAGGUUGCAUCAGGUUUACAUGAUAAAACAAUCAGAAUCUGGGAUGCAGGAACAGGCACAUGCCUACAGGCGCUUGAGGGCCAUGAUGAAGAAGUAAGCUCAGUUGCAUUUUCAGCGGUUGGCCAGCAGGUCGCAUCAGGUUCACUUGAUAAAACAGUCAAGAUCUGGGAUACAACAACAGGCGCAUGCCUGCAGACACUUGAGGGCCAUAGUAGCUGGGUAUGCUCAGUUGUGUUCUCAGUGGAUGGCCAGCAGGUUGCAUCAUGUUCACAUGAUAAAACAAUCAGAAUCUGGGAUGCAGGAACAGGCACAUGCCUACAGGCGCUUGAGGGCCAUGAUGAAGGGGUGAGCUCAGUCAUAUUGUCGGCAGAUGGCCAGAGGGUCGCAUCAGGUUCACGUGAUAACGCAAUCAAGAUCUGGGAUGCAGCAACAGGUGUAUGUCUGCAGACACUCGGGGAACAUUGCUCUCCAGUAGACUCGUUCGUGUUCUCGGCAGAUGGCCAGCGGCUCGCGUCGGUAUCAAACGAGGAGACAAUCAAGAUCUGGGACGUAGCAUCGGGCACAUGCCUGCAGACGCUUGAGGGCCAUAGUAGUUGGGUAUACUCAGUUAUGUUCUCAGCGAAUGGCCAGUGGCUCUCAUCGAGUUCGGGUGAUAAGAAAAUCAAGAUCUGGGAUGCAGGAAUAGGCGCAUGCCUCCAGAUGCUCGGGGAACAUGGCCCUCUCCCCUCUACUGACAUUGGAAUUUUAAACCCGGAUCUAAUGCCUGUUAUCGGUUAUCAGUCGAGUGAGACCGCUCCACGAGGCGUUAGUCACCCUGGUUAUGCUCUUAGCAGUGAUAAUAUAUGGGUUGUGAAAGAUGGGAAGAGUAUCCUUUGGCUACCUCCGGAGUAUCGAGCCUCUGCAUCUGUCGUAAUGGAAUCAACAGUCGCUAUCGGCUGCCAUUCAGGUCGUGUACUGGUGAUGAAGUUCUCUUCUUGCCAGUAG
Messenger RNA from Clonostachys rhizophaga, 6189 nucleotides. The record is from the annotation of a GenBank genome assembly. Lineage: Eukaryota; Fungi; Ascomycota; Sordariomycetes; Hypocreales; Bionectriaceae.